Phyllopteryx taeniolatus (common seadragon) is the source of this 1326-nucleotide messenger RNA. RefSeq names its product histone H1-like. The transcript has a single exon. The coding region runs from base 686 to 1318 and encodes 210 amino acids. Lineage: Eukaryota; Metazoa; Chordata; Actinopteri; Syngnathiformes; Syngnathidae. Gene Ontology annotation, biological process: nucleosome assembly. Gene Ontology annotation, molecular function: structural constituent of chromatin; DNA binding. The record is from RefSeq and is a predicted model, not a curated record. Gene Ontology annotation, cellular component: nucleosome.
AGUAAAGAGGAAUUCGACGUUAUUGUAGCUUUAGCGUUGGUGAAUUGUGCUCCUGAAAAGAAAGCAGAUGAUCAUUACAAGAUUAGAUUGUAAAUAAAUGAUUCCAACAUGUAUUCCGAUGAACAAUAUUUUACAAGUAUUCUUAAAUGCACCUCUGGUAACCGACCAGGAUCACCCCGAGAAACGCUGUGUUUGCUCCCGUCCCAAUUUUUGCCGUUUAACGACAAAAUCAAGCAGUUAUUAACGUGGAUUUGAUUUUAAUCCUCGCUCGGAUGUCCCUUCUUUUGUGCGAAGUUGUAUAGCGACGAUCGCGACAAACUUUUACACGUUUUGAGGACAAAAUGGGACGAAAAGAGGCCGCGGACGUCGCCAAAUGACGGACUACCGGAGAGGUUUCAAAGCUCUAGUAUUAAAAACAGCUUGUCUUCGCCAAAAAAUAUAAACUGAAUAAAGGUAAGAGGGUUAUGUCUCCUCUGGUGUAAAAAGUGUGGUGGGAGAUGUUUAUUUACGGCGUAGUUAGGGGCUAAAAAGUGGAAGAGAAAACACAAAAAGUGCGUCCACAUUUCUCCCGGAUAGCAGAGCGGAGGCUGGGUUGAGUCUCUACGGUUCUCAUGUGCCUUAUAAGUCCCGCCUCCUGCUCGCCUGCUGACAACUUGUCUGGUAAGAGACAAAGCAAAUAUCAGAAAUGGCAGAGACAGCACCAGCCGCUGUUGGACCGUCCAAGUCCCCGGGAAAAGCAAAGAAGAAGCCGGCGAGCAAAGCUCAGAGGAGCGAUGGGCCAAGCAUCCCCAAGAUGAUCCUCGAGGUGAUGGCUGAGUCCAAGGACCGAAAAGGCACCUCGGCGGCCGCGCUCAAGAAGGCUCUGGGGGUUAAAGGCUUGGACGUGGCCAAGUGCAACAAACGUAUCAACACCGCCCUCGUUCGAGUGGUGGAAAAAGGAGCUCUGGUACAAACAAAGGGAUCCGGCGCUUCUGGUUCCUUCAAACUGGCUAAGAAGGAAGCGGCUGCCAAGCCCAAGGCAGACAAGAAGAAGAAGACAUCCGCCGGCCAGAAGCCUGCCAAGAAAGUCAUAAAGCCUAAAAAGGCUGGAGCAGCAGCGUCACCCGCCAAGAAAAAGAACCCUAAGAAUUUUAAGAGGGCUGCGAACAAGUCUACUCCGAAGAAGUCCAAACCAGCAAGCAGUCCCAGCAAGACCGCAGCAAAAGCAAAACCAAAAGCUAAACCUGCCAAGAUAGUGGCUAAGAAGACGAAUAAAACUACCAAUACGACCAAGGCAAAAGUGACCAAGAAGCCAGCGCCCAAGAAGACAAAGAAGUGAGCCAGUGG